Molecule: messenger RNA, 7938 nt
Organism: Mus pahari (shrew mouse)
Lineage: Eukaryota; Metazoa; Chordata; Mammalia; Rodentia; Muridae
Gene: Nyap2
Product: neuronal tyrosine-phosphorylated phosphoinositide-3-kinase adaptor 2
Exons: 7
Coding region: 657-2903 (748 amino acids)
Biological process (GO): phosphatidylinositol 3-kinase/protein kinase B signal transduction; neuron projection morphogenesis
Source: RefSeq, a predicted model, not a curated record
GCUGGUUGUCAUGGGGGAGGGACGAUGCUACCAGCCAGGCUUCUCCAAACCUUCUGUAUGUAUGCAAGGAGAAAGAGCAUCUUUGGGGCUGAAAGGAGACAUUUAGAGAGGAUGUGUCUGAUUUUUGUUUCCAUGUAUUUUUUUUCUUCACAGAACAUGAUCAAAUGAGGUACCUUAGCCAGCUUGGUGCCUGCUUCGGGUCUUGUAAUCAUCUGUGUAGCAAAGUGGGUAAAAUCAUUCAGUUUCUUCCCUGCUGGACCUGGAAGGAGAGGGGCUGUGCGCUCAUCCCCACCCAUUAGCUAUGCCCUCUUUUCUCCGAAUGUCGAUUUAACGAAGCAAGCACCUGUCUUCUGUCACUGCAUCUUCCUUGCAAACUUUAAAAGGCAUUUUAUCAGAUAGAAAGAACAUCGAAAAUGCUCUGAUCUCUAGUGAUGAAGAAUCUUGGAUUCGACACUUUUCACAUCCAGAUAUAAUGCACUUUAAUUGAAGAAAUACUGAACUGAACCUACAAGUCUCUUUCUUAUGGUGCUGGAUUACUGCUCCCGAACUGCCCCAAGACCAGCCCUGAGAGAGGGCUCUGACAGACCCAACUCACCUCCUGACUAUUCCACUUAGUUCUCCCCCGGGGACUUAAUUUUUGAAAUCAUCCUGUCUCCAUGAUACCAUCCAAGAUGAUGAGUGCUAAUCCUGAAGAAGACCCUCUGGACACCUUUUUCCAAUAUAUUGAGGAUAUGGGAAUGAAAGCAUAUGAUGGCCUGGUUAUUCAAAAUGCAUCCGACAUUGCUCGCGAGAAUGAUCGCUUGAGAAACGAGACAAACCUGGCUUACUUGAAGGAGAAGAACGAGAAACGUCGACGACAGGAGGAAACAAUCAAACGCAUAGGAGGAGAAGUAGGGCGAGGCCAGGACGCCAGUUACGCGGGCAAGCAUUUCCGCAUGGGGUUCAUGACGAUGCCUGCACCUCAGGACAGACUCCCACAUCCCUGCUCCAGUGGCUUCACUGUGAGAUCUCAGUCCCUGCACUCCGUCGGGGGCACUGAAGAUGACAGCAGCUGUGGAUCACGAAGACAACCACCUCCCAAGCCCAAGCGAGACCCCAGCACUAAGCUAAGCACCUCAUCUGAGACAGUCAACAGCACUGCAGCCAGUAAGAGUGGAAGACCUCUGGAGAGAGCAGAAGGUAAAUUCACCGUUCCUGCUUCCCACUCACCUCCAAGGGCUUCAACUUCAGGACACCUGUUUCCUUCCCCUGGGUCCCAGGAAAGAAACAUCAAGGUGUCUGCCAAGCCAAGACCCCACAGUGAUGAAUAUUCAAAGAAAAUUCCCCCUCCGAAACCGAAACGGAAUCCUAACACUCAACUUAGCACGUCUUUCGAUGAAACCUACAUCAAAAAGCAUGUGCCAAGGAGAACCUCUCUCCCUCGAGAUUCAUCCCUGUCCCAGGUCUGCAGCCCCGCGGCAGACCCCGAAGAAGAGGAGCCUGUGUACAUCGAGAUGGUGGGGAACAUCCUCAGAGACUUCAGGAAGGAAGAAGAUGACCAGAGCGAGGCUGUGUAUGAGGAGAUGAAAUAUCCCAUUUUCGACGACCUGGGCCAUGAUUCCAAAUGUGACUUUGAUCAUCACAGUUGCUCUUCGCAGUGUGCUACUCCCACGGUGCCUGACCUGGACUUUGUCAAGUCUUCGGGACCAUGUACUCCCAAGGGUCUGCUUUGUGACAUACCCCCGCCCUUCCCCAACUUGCUUUCUCAUAGACCACCCCUGCUGGUGUUCCCACCGGCCCCAGUACACUGCUCUCCCAAUUCCGAUGAGUCUCCACUGACCCCUCUGGAGGUCACAAAGCUUCCUGUGUUGGAAAACGUGUCUUAUAUGAAACAGCCGCCUGCAGCAUGUCCAUCCUCACUGCCAUCCCAUGGCUCCAGUCAUGCUAAAGACCAGACAGGAGCCUUGGGCCCUGCUCCUGGAGCAUCCAUUCUCUCUUCUUCCCCUCCACCCCCAUCCACAUUGUACAGAACCCAGUCUCCCCAUGGCUAUCCAAAAAGUCACUCCACCUCCCCAUCCCCUGUCAGCAUGGGGAGGUCCCUGACGCCCUUGAGUCUCAAGAGGCCUCCCCCUUAUGAUGCUGUGCAUUCUGGCAGCCUCUCAAGGAGUUCUUCCUCAGUGCCUCACACGACCCCAAGACCCGUGUCGCAAGAUGGAGCCAAGAUGGUCAACGCUGCGGUGAACACCUACAGCGCUGUGCAGAGUGGUUCCAGGUCCAGGACACCCACCAGUCCUUUGGAGGAGCUCACCAGCCUCUUUACCUCAGGGCGGAGCCUGCUGCGGAAGUCAUCCAGCGGUCGAAGGUCCAAAGAGCCAGCAGAGAAAUCCACAGAGGAGCUGAAAGUUCGAAGCCACAGCACGGAGCCGUUACCAAAGUUGGACAGCAAAGAGAGAGGUCAUUAUGGAUCAUCAUCCUCUAGAGAGCCAGUGAAAGCUCAAGAAUGGGAUGGAACCCCAGGUCCACCUGUGGUCACCAGCAGAAUGGGCAGAUGCUCUGUGAGCCCCACAUUGUUGGCAGGAAGUCACAGCUCAGAACCUAAAGUAAGCUGCAAGCUAGGCCGGUCUGCAUCUACAUCAGGAGUCCCUCCUCCUUCAGUCACUCCUCUCAGGCAAGCCAGUGAUCUGCAACAGAGCCAGGUGGCAUGCAUGCAGUGGUUUCAUGGAGACCAUACAAUGCUUGAGAUGAUUGAGAAAAAGCGUUGCUUGUGCAAAGAAAUAAAGGCUAGACAGAAAACGGAAAAGGGCCUUUGCAAACAGGAUAGCAUGCCGAUCCUACCCAGCUGGAAGAAGAGCGCAGGCGCCAAGAAGUACAGCCCGCCGCCCUAUUCUAAACAGCAAACGGUAUUCUGGGAUACUGCCAUAUGAGUGUGUGCUGGCGUGAGCUCCAUGUUGCUUAAUCCAAGGGAGGUCGACUUGGUCUUGUGAUACCUAACUGUUCCAUAUAUUCUUUGUUGAUGUGGAAUACCACAGGAAGCCGUGAGUACUGUGGCAUACCCAAGAUAAAAUGUGUUUGUCCUUGAAGUUAAGGCACACUUACGUAUCCUGGAUUAUUUUGAAUCCAGAAUAUAUUAAAUUGUAAAUAUUUUGCUAGUUUAUGAGUGACACCUGAAAUAAUAAUCAUUACACAUAUUUAAGUUGCAGAAACAUCAGAAAAGUUUAAUAGAUGAUAUAAUUUGGUAUGAACUGGUUUGUUAUCUCUUUUAUAUGUAACCCCUGGAUGCCUUUUCUUAUUAAUUUUUGCAUUUAAAAUGUCUUUGUCCUCCGACCCACAUUUGGCUUCUAUAGAAGAUCUGACAGGCAGAAGUCCUGUUUAAAUACAUAACAUGUGAUCUGGUGCUAGCAAUACAGAAGUUGAAUAUCCCGUUUGUAAAGAUUAUCUGCUGCUUUCUAAGUUUGAAAGGGAUUAAUUGGAAGUGAAAGCAAGCAGGACCCCAGUCUGGAGGCCCAUGUUCCAUGGACAGUCGUUCUACAGUGACUUCAUAAGGAUUCCAUUCUUAUCCUUGCGUCUGCACUUGGUAUUAGCAAGUCAGACUACAGAGAAAAGUAGUAGGAUAUAUUGGGACAUUGCGGCAGCAAACUUUCCUUCAGAAAUAAGGUUUAGAGUUGUGUGUCCUUGCAGCAUUGAUCUGAUUGGAGGAGACCAGGGUUCACUGUGACAUUGGAAAUAACAAAGAUUCAAAACCAUAAGAGCACAGCUGUUUUCAAGAAAGGAGGAGCAGAGACAUCGUAGACAUAAUAUUUUAAGUAAUUUUUAUAGGCAUGGUUUUCCACAAGAAAUAAAGAAAUAAACAUUCAACUUACAAAUUUGCAUAUUUUAGUAUACUCCAUGCCAGCCUUCCUCAAAAUUUAAGUCCAUUUUUGGAAAAGUAUUUCUUCCCAAUCUUUUAAAGCUAAUCAUUAUAUUUUUGGGUCAUAAUCUUCUGUGGAUAACUAUUUUACCCAUUCUUACUGAUUAUGACACCAUGACCAAAGAAUUAUGACCACUUCAUUAUUUUAUUUUAUUUUAAAGAAGAAAUAGGAAAUGUAGGGGAUAAAAGAUAGGGUGGACUCAACUUUAUGUGGUGGUAAAAUUUAAGUUAAGAAAUUUAAUUUAAGAAAAAUGGUAUAUAUCUUUUAAAAGUAACUUGUUAGUUGAAAAUAAAUAUUGCCACGGAUAAAUAAAAAUAAAACUAUCACAUAUAUUUUGUAUAUUUAAAUUACUAUUUAUGCUUCCUAAAAGGAACAGUAUGCGAUUCUUCAAUAACAAUCAAUUUAGUAUUAUAUUUCUGAGAGGGAAAAGUGUGUUUGAAGUUAUUAUCAUAGCAGUUUUUCUUGUAAGGGUAUUGACAGCAAUAGUUCCAUGCUGCUCAAUAAAACCAAAUAUGACAGAAGUUAAGGAAUUUUUGUAAUCUAUAUUGAUAAAAAAAUUCUAGUAAUUCUUUAUCAGUAAUAGUUCCUCGAAGAGAGUUUGAAAUGUUAUAACAUAAUUUUUUAAUGUUUUAUAAUUAAUGUAUAUUUUGAUGUCCAAUUAUAAUGCUGAAAGAAUAAGGGAAACAGUAAGUGGGAGCAUGUGUUGUGUGUGUGUGCGUGUGUGUGUGUGUGUGUGUGUGUGUAUGAAAAAUCAGUGGGAGAACUGUAUAUAUAAAAUGCUUACAGAAGCUGCAAGUUCUGCUUGUACAAGUAAGAUGGCGACGAAGGCAAAAUAACAAAUGCAGCGAACCAUAGAGAUCUUAAGCAGUUUAAACGGAUACCUUCGCUAUGUGUCACCAGCUAUGUAGACUUAUAAUUUAAGCCCAACAGCCAACACAGCACAGAUCUAAGAGUGAAAAAAACAUCUUUAGAUGAAAGCAUAAUUGAAAUCAAAUGUGUUUAUGGCCCAAGUUGCUAUCUUGACUUGAGCAGUUAUGACCUCAUAGAUUUAAACCAAUCAAACACAAGACACCAUCCAUCAGCAUUUCUAUGAUCUUAGUGCACGUGUAUUCUGGCUAUUGCAGUAAAUAUGACCCCUCUCUUGACAUUUAAGUGUAGGCAAUAUAUUUCUAAGUGUGUCUUUCAAAUGCUGAUCUUACACAUAUCACUCUGAAUUAGGCAGAAGAUAAUUGUUAAUGUUGGUCACUUGUUCAGAAGGAAACAGGUACUAAACUGAUUUGUGUUGGACUCAGCCAUUCAUUCACGUGUGUUCUGUCAUGCUCAUGCCAUGGCCACAUGUCAUACUCCUUCAAAUGUGCUAAUUUUUUUAAAGGAGUUACCUUUUUUGACAAUUUGAACUUCGGCAACUAUUUCCAUUUAUUUCUUCAAAUCUCUCUCUACAUGAGAAAGAAUUGGAAUAUCUGGGAAAAUGUCUUCACUUGGAUUUAACUUCAGAUCUGUAACUCUGUGCCUAUACAAUAUUUAAUUGUCCACUGUGACAAUUAGCUAUUCUAUAGUCAGCUUCUCCUUUGUAUAGAGUUUCUCUUUGUUGUGAAAAAAGAGUCAUUAGUACAUAGAAAAAAAUCAUGCUGACUCUGUCUGGUGGCAAUAAAUUAGGGUACUUCACUAUAUGAAUCUGGCUGGAAGAUAACCUGCAGCCAGCACAUGAUGACAUGAUAAUGCACAUAUUUCUAGCAGUGCCAAAGAACAAAUCAUAUAAAGGCAUGGUUAUCAGGCCAAGAGAACUCAUACUUAUGACAAAUAGUCUUUUCACAGCAAAUGUUGUAGAAACAGAUUUUUAUUGGCUGUCAGUAAGAUGCUUUUAAGUGUGAAAUACUUCCUAGUAGAGAAGACACAAAUUUCCGUGGAAAUGAUGGAAGGAAAGAGUAAAAUACUGUGUUUUCCCCAUCACAGAUGCCAGCAAUACGUGAGAAACCACACUUUACAGAGACAUUGCCAAUAUCUCCCUCUGUAUUCUAUUGAAGCAAAAGUUUGAGGUAAAAAGUGAUUUUUGCAAAUAAGGAUGAAUUUUCAGCCAUGUAAUAAUUGAGAAAAGAAAGAAAACAUCAAGAGGUAAAAAUGUAUUAAUUUGUAAAGCAUAUACCUUUGGACACAAAAUAAUUGUUUGGACAUACGAUCACUUUUUAAAAUAGUGACAGUUUUAUACUGCUGACAAGUAAUGAGAACUUGUUAGAAUGCUUCUAGAAAAUCGACAUAUUGACAUAGGUGUGUUCUUGUCUACACCUAGAAUUUGGUUUGAGUUUUUUGAACAAUUUAAGUAGAAAGUCAACACACCUGAACAGCCCCAGCUAGUUACUGUCCUAAUAAAGUCAUCAGAAUAACAUAACUAUAGAUACAAUCUUUGUAGUACUUACAUGUUAAACUCUGUCAAAUUCCCAAGGUAGGGCUUGGAAAUUAACCAUUCUUCCACCUGACAUUAAAACAAAUAUUCCUUCAAUUUAUGGAGUAAGAAAUUUGAGGCAAGCUGUAAGUCUCAUGUGAAGGAUAGAUAGGAUAGAAUAUUCUUUCCUCAUACACUGUAUCCUAAAUUCUAAAGGAAGUUAAAGGAUUGGCACGUACAUUGUAUAGGAAUACUUGCAAUACCUUGCAGAUUUGGAACAAUAACUAACAAAUUAGAGAAUGUCGAUAAUUUGAUAGCAAUACAUUGUUUUUUUUUUUAAUUCAUUGUAUCAUUUAAUUAUACAGUUUCAGGAACACUUAGAGUUUAAUGUUGAACAACAUAUGGUCAUUGCAAUUAAGGAACUCAAGUAGGCAAUCAUUAAUAUUUUCACAAUGAAAAAAACAGUUGUUUCCAAUAGUAUACACAAGUCCACAUGUUUGGCAGAUUUUAAGUGCUUAUAUGCAGUGUUCUUGUUGUUUUCUGGUCAAGUGUACAGUCAAAAUAAAAGAUGAAAAUAUACUAAAUUUAUGUCUGAUUAUAACAUACGUGUAUGUGUAAGCCUCUACGUGUACAUUACAAUAUGUACUGCUAUCUGUAUAAAUCAGUAAAGAUGACACUGUUUUAUCAUGUUAAAUGUAAACAUUGUGGUUGGGGUUUGGAUGGCUUAAAGCCCUCUCAUAUUUGGGUCAAUUUUAUUGGCACAAAAUGUGUAUAAUCUGGGAAAAUGUCUGGCUACGUUUUAUUCAAUUAUUGUGAAGCUUCAGAAUUAGGGAGAAACAUUUAAAAAAUAUUGUUGAAAUUAUCUUAAAUAAAAAUUUAUGAAUAAUCCUUCAAAAUAUUCAUUUGUUCCCAAAUAUAAUGGGGUUUGCCCACCCUAGAAGCAUUUAUAUUUAAACAUGUACACACUCAGAUACAGAAUACAUACUGUAUAUAAUAUAUAUGACAAUGUUUAGUAUGCACUUCUUUGGUUUGGACUUACCAUUUAUAGUGUAGCAAUUUGUGUAAAGUGCACUGUGAUUAUAAAAAGAAUCAAAGCACAGUACAGUCACAUUUUUGUUAUCUUGCACUAAAAGUGUGUUUACGUAUUUAGCAAUUGUAUGUUUACUUUCUUGACUUUUCAGAUAUUUGAAACAAAUAGCUAUGAAAAAAUGAUAUAAACUAAUCUGUUUUUUAGUGGAUAAUGACACUACAUUUUUAAAAGACAGGGUUUUUAAAGAAAACCAUUAAACAUCCAUUCCAACACUAACAUGUUUACCAUAUCUAAAGAUCUGAAUGUCAUAUUGCAUUUUUCAUAACUCAUUAGCAAUGUCAGGUAUGUGCCUGAAUAUUUGUGCAAAUAAGCAUUAGAUAACAGAUUUCUCUAUUCAUGUAUUCUUAGGCAUUUCUAUAUACAUAAUAAUAUAAACACUGAUGUUUUAAUGUCUCUUAAUUUUUGUACUUGAUUUUUUUAGGUGAUAUGUAAUUAUAUAUGUACUUUGAUACUACUGAAGUAACCAGAUGUUGUUUGAAAACAAAUUGAUUUCUCUCUAGUGCAUUGACAAUAUUUUAUGAUAUUUUGUGCUUAUUUAUUUGUGCUCCCGUGUAAUUAUAAUAAAAGCAAUAGUUUAAAUU